CCAUCCCUCUCACUCUCCAAACCCAACUCCACCAAUGGAGGCGAGCGCCGGACUCGUCGCCGGAUCCCACAACCGCAACGAGCUCGUCCUCAUCCGCGGGCACGAAGAGCCGAAGCCGUUGAAGGCGCUCAAUGGUCAGGUGUGUGAGAUAUGCGGCGACGAGAUCGGGUUGACCGUCGACGGGGAUCUGUUCGUGGCGUGCAACGAGUGCGGGUUCCCCGUUUGCCGGCCGUGCUACGAGUAUGAGCGACGGGAAGGAACUCAACUCUGCCCACAGUGCAAGACCCGCUACAAGAGGCUAAAAGGGAGCCCAAGAGUGGAGGGAGAUGAAGAUGAAGAAGAUGUGGACGACAUCGAACAUGAAUUCAAAAUGGAAGAAGAGCAAAGCAAGAAGCAGCAGCAACCUCUGCUAAACAAGCACAUCACUGAGGCGAUGCUCUAUGGGAAAAUGAGCUAUGGCAGAGGACCCGAAGAUGAAGAAAACAAUACUCAGUUCCCUCCCAUCAUAACCAGCUCGCUCUCUCGUCCGGUGAGCGGGGAGUUCCCCAUAACAAAUGCUAGCAACCAUGGAGACUUCUCAUCAACGCUGCACAAGCGUAUCCAUCCAUAUCCAAUGUCUGAGCCAGGGAGUGCAAGGUGGGAUGAGAAGAAAGAAGGUGGGUGGAAAGAAAGAAUGGAAGAGUGGAAAUCGAAACAAAACCUGCUUGGAGGUGAUCCAGAUGAAGUCGAUCCUGAGAUUGCCCUAAUGGACGAAGCGAGACAACCAUUGUCAAGGAAGGUGGCAAUAGCUUCAAGCAAGAUCAACCCCUACCGCAUGGUGAUCGUUCUCCGUCUCGUUGUUCUAGCAUUCUUCCUCCGGUACCGGAUCCUUCACCCGGUGGAGGACGCGAUCGGGCUCUGGUUGACCUCGAUCAUAUGCGAGAUUUGGUUUGCUAUCUCUUGGAUCCUCGAUCAAUUCCCUAAAUGGUUCCCCAUCGACCGCGAGACUUAUCUCGAUCGCCUCUCCCUCAGAUACGAGAGGGAAGGGGAGCCGUCGAUGUUAUCGCCCGUGGACAUCUUCGUGAGCACGGUGGAUCCGUUGAAGGAGCCUCCGCUGGUCACUGCCAACACUGUGCUCUCCAUCUUGGCUGUUGACUACCCAGUGGACAAGGUGUCCUGUUAUGUGUCGGACGAUGGAGCUUCGAUGCUCACAUUCGAGUCGCUCUCGGAGACAGCCGAGUUCGCCAGGAAAUGGGUUCCCUUCUGCAAGAAGUUCAACAUCGAGCCUCGAGCUCCGGAAAUGUACUUCUCGCAGAAAGUGGACUACCUCAAGGACAAAGUCCAGCCCACCUUCGUCAAGGACCGCCGAGUCAUGAAGAGGGAGUACGAAGAGUUCAAAGUUCGGAUCAAUGCGCUGGUGGCAAAAGCCAUGAAAGUGCCUACUGAAGGCUGGAUCAUGCAAGAUGGUACGCCAUGGCCGGGCAACAACACGCGGGAUCACCCUGGCAUGAUCCAGGUCUUCUUGGGACACAGCGGAGGCCAUGACACCGAGGGCAAUGAGCUCCCUCGCCUGGUCUACGUCUCUCGAGAGAAGAGACCGGGGUUUCAACAUCACAAGAAGGCCGGCGCCAUGAAUGCUCUGAUUCGCGUGUCCGCAGUUCUAACGAAUGCCCCAUUUAUGCUCAACUUGGACUGCGACCACUACAUCAACAACAGCAAGGCCGUGCGAGAGUCCAUGUGUUUCUUGAUGGACCCUCAGAUUGGCAAAAGAGUGUGUUUUGUCCAAUUUCCACAAAGAUUCGACGGCAUCGAUAGGCACGAUCGGUAUGCGAACAGAAACACAGUCUUCUUUGAUAUCAACAUGAAAGGUUUAGAUGGAAUCCAAGGGCCAGUGUACGUGGGGACAGGAUGCGUCUUUAGGAGACAAGCUCUCUACGGCUACAACCCUCCGAAAGGACCCAAACGCCCAAAAAUGGUGACCUGCGACUGCUGCCCCUGCUUCGGCCGUCGCAAGAAACUCAAGUACUCCAAAAGUGGAGCAAAUGAGUCGACCGCAGUCGAUGGAGGAGUACUGGACGAGGACAAGGAGCUGUUAAUGUCACAGAUGAACUUUGAGAAGAGAUUUGGGCAGUCAGCAGCGUUUGUCACAUCGACACUGAUGGAGGAAGGUGGAGUGCCUCCCUCGUCCAGCCCAGAAGCCUUGCUCAAAGAAGCCAUUCAUGUCAUCAGCUGCGGCUACGAAGACAAGAGCGAUUGGGGACUAGAGAUUGGCUGGAUCUACGGGUCGAUCACAGAGGACAUCUUGACAGGGUUCAAGAUGCACUGCCGCGGCUGGCGGUCAAUCUACUGCAUGCCGAAGCUGGCGGCGUUCAAAGGUUCGGCUCCGAUCAACCUCUCGGACCGGCUGAACCAGGUGCUGCGGUGGGCGCUUGGGUCGGUGGAGAUUUUCUUCAGUCGCCAUAGCCCAGUGUUGUAUGGCUACAAGAGCGGCCACCUCAAGUGGCUGGAGCGGUUCGCCUACGUCAACACCACCAUCUACCCCUUCACCUCCCUCGCCCUCUUGGCUUACUGCACCCUCCCCGCCGUCUGCCUCCUCACCGACAAGUUCAUAAUGCCGACGAUUAGCACAUUCGCCAGCCUCUUCUUCAUCGCGCUCUUCAUAUCCAUCUUCGCGACGGGCAUCCUGGAGCUGCGGUGGAGCGGGGUCAGCAUCGAGGAGUGGUGGAGGAACGAGCAGUUCUGGGUCAUCGGAGGAAUCUCCGCCCACCUCUUCGCCGUCAUCCAAGGACUGCUCAAGGUGCUCGGCGGGAUCGAUACCAACUUCACCGUCACGUCCAAGGCGACGGACGACGAGGAGUUCGGGGAGCUGUACGCGUUCAAAUGGACGACCCUGCUCAUCCCGCCCACCACCGUACUCAUCAUCAACAUCAUCGGCGUCGUGGCCGGCAUCUCCGACGCCAUCAACAACGGGUACCAGUCGUGGGGCCCGCUCUUCGGGAAGCUUUUCUUCUCCUUCUGGGUGAUCCUCCACCUCUACCCCUUCCUCAAGGGGCUGAUGGGGCGGCAGAACAGGACGCCCACCAUUGUCGUGAUCUGGUCCGUGCUCUUGGCUUCCAUCUUCUCGCUGCUGUGGGUGAGGAUCGACCCCUUCGUCAUCAAGACCAUGGGACCUGAUACCAGAUUGUGUGGAAUCAACUGUUAAUUAAGCUGAAAAAAAAAAUUAAAAGGGAAAAAAUUGAUAGUGUUUGCUAAGCUGCCGCUGUACUCUGUGGAUUUUGUUGUCAAUAUCACUUCAUAUACCAAUAUUUGAUGUGAUUCAAUUGUUGUGAAGAAUCAGUUUAAAUUUUUAUUUUA
This is a messenger RNA of Zingiber officinale, 3333 nucleotides long. RefSeq names its product cellulose synthase A catalytic subunit 9 [UDP-forming]-like. Gene Ontology annotation, molecular function: cellulose synthase (UDP-forming) activity. Bases 35 to 3181 code for a protein of 1048 amino acids. Gene Ontology annotation, cellular component: plasma membrane; trans-Golgi network. Gene Ontology annotation, biological process: cellulose biosynthetic process; plant-type primary cell wall biogenesis. The record is from RefSeq and is a predicted model, not a curated record. NCBI's taxonomy places the organism in Eukaryota, Viridiplantae, Streptophyta, Magnoliopsida, Zingiberales, Zingiberaceae. The transcript is spliced from 13 exons.